Molecule: messenger RNA, 4444 nt
Organism: Plectropomus leopardus (leopard coralgrouper)
Lineage: Eukaryota; Metazoa; Chordata; Actinopteri; Perciformes; Serranidae
Source: RefSeq, a predicted model, not a curated record
GGUCACAUGAUGAGGUGAAGGAUAAAGUGCUGCUUCUGCUUUCUUCCUCUCCGUAUGAGCUAAAAUGGCAUGCAUUGCAAACUCAAACUCUGUAGCUUUCUUCAAAGGCCGGAGCAGCAGUGACAUGGCUGCUGAUGACAAGUCCUCGUCUUCAUCCUCAACGGACUGGAGCGUCGAGCCGCCUGUCACCUCGCCCACCAGCCCCUCCCACCUGACCCACUUCAAACCUCUGACGCCGGAGCAGGAUGAGCCCCCCCUCCGCUCCGCUUACAGCUCAUUUGUCAACCUGUUUCGCUUCAACAACAAAGAGGAGGGACGUCCUCCCUCAGCAGUUUCAGAGAAGCCAGAUGUGCCAUCCCCUUCCCCUCAAUCAGAGAGGAGGAGCUGGUCUUCCAGUCCGACCCACUCCCUGUACGGUCCGAGGACCCACCGGAAACAGCAUCCAGACCACCUCCGACGCACCUCCUCUGCCUCUGUGGAUUGGCCAGACGGCAGCAGGAAAUCAGACACCCCUCUCAGUAAUCAUGACCCUCGCACCGCCGUGCAACUCCGCACUGCACUGAAGAGGCUGAAGGAAAUCAUGGAAGGAAAAAGCCAGGACAGCGAUCUGAAGCAGUACUGGAUGCCAGACAGCCAGUGUAAAGAGUGUUACGACUGCAAUGAGAAGUUCACAACCUUCCGCCGCCGCCACCACUGCAGACUGUGCGGUCAGAUCUUCUGCAGCCGCUGCUGCAACCAGGAAAUCCCCGGAAAGUUCAUGGGCUACACGGGAGACCUGCGGGCGUGCACGUACUGCCGUAAGAUCGCGCUAAGCUACGCUCACUCGGCAGACUCCGGCUCCAUCGGAGAGGACCUGAGCGCCUUGUCGGACUCUCCCUGCUCUGUGUGUGUGCUGGAGCCCAGCGAGCCUCGGACUCCUGUGGGUGGACGUAAGGCCAGCAGGAACAUCUUCCUAGAGGAAGACCUGACCUGGCAGAGAAAAACUCCUAUUGGGAUGAGAAAGAAUAUGAUUCAUCAGGAGCAGCAGAACACCGGCUUGACUUCCAGACUGACGACGCUGCAGGAAGACGUCGGCAAAUCACCUGCCAGGAAGAGGUCCGCCAGUGUGAGCAACCUGUCGCUUGACCGCUCUGGAUCCUCCAUGGUGCCUUCCUACGACAGCUCGGUCAGCCCGCCCACCAGCCGAGCCAUGUCGGGCACCAAGAGCGGCACCAAGCUGGACCACAGCGAGGAGGAGAGGAAGAUCCUACUGGACUCGUCGCAGCUGAAGGACCUGUGGAAGAAAAUCUGCCACAACAACACAGGGAUGGAGUUCCAGGACCACAGAUACUGGCUCAGGACCUACCCUAACUGCAUUGUGGGAAAAGAGCUAGUCAACUGGCUGCUGAGGAACGGCACCAUCUCCACCAGGGCCCAGGCUAUCGCCAUCGGACAGGCAUUAGUGGACGGUCGCUGGCUGGACUGUGUCACGCACCACGACCAGCUGUUCAGGGACGAGUACGCUCUCUACCGCCCCCUCCAGAGUACAGAGUUCUCAGAAACACCGUCUCCAGACAGCGACAGUGUGAACUCUGUGGAGGGACACUCGGAGCCGUCAUGGUUCAAGGACAUCAAGUUUGACGACAGCGACACCGAGCAGCUCGCAGAUGAGAACGAGUACACCAUGCUCAACUCUGCCAGUCCGAGCAAGAGGACGUCUGUCAGCAGUUUCCAGUCGGUGGUGGACAGCGACUCAGCUGCUUCCAUCAACCUCAACAUGGAGUCAAACAACGUCAACUUCCACAUCAAGAAACAGUCCAAGUAUCCACACGUGCCUACAGCCGCCGAGCAGAAAGAGUUUCUUGUGUCUGAAGAUGGAGGACAGAACAUCGUCAUAAGUGAUGCCUUUAUCAAAGAGUCUCUGUUUAACCGUCGCGUGGAGGAGAAAGCCAAAGAGAUGCUGUUCACUCCUCUGGGUUGGCACCACAGCUCUCUGGAUCAGCUGCGAGAGGAGAACGGAGAGAAGAAGGCCAUGGAGAGGCUGCUCUCGGCCAACCACAGCCACAUGAUGGCGCUGCUGCAGCAGCUGCUCUACAGCGAGUCUCUGUCUCUGUCCUGGAGGGACAUCAUCGUCCCCGUGGUUCGACAGGUGGUCCAGACGGUUCGGCCUGACGUUCGCAACUGCGACGACGACAUGGACAUCCGUCAGCUGAUCCACAUCAAGAAGAUUUCUGGAGGCAGGAAGUUUGACUCGACGGUGGUGAACGGCUUCGUAUGCACCAAGAACAUCGCACACAAGAAGAUGAACCCGUACAUCAAGAACCCCAAAAUCCUGCUGCUGAAGUGCUCCAUAGAAUAUCUGUACAGAGAAGAGACCAAGUUCUCCUGCAUCGACCCCAUCGUGCUGCAGGAACGAGAGUUUUUAAAGAACUACGUGCAGCGCAUAGUCGACGUGCGUCCAACCCUGGUGCUGGUGGAGAAGACGGUGUCUCGUAUUGCUCAGGACAUGCUGCUGGAGCACGGCAUCACGCUCGUCAUCAAUGUCAAAGCGCAAGUGUUGGACCGGGUGAGUCGUAUGACGCAGGGAGACCUGGUGAUGUCCAUGGACCAGCUGCUCACCAAACCUCGACUGGGAACCUGCCACAAGUUCUACAUGCAGCCGUUCACCCUGGCCAACAAUGAAGUGAAGACGCUGAUGUUCUUCGAGGGCUGUCCUCCUCACCUCGGGUGCUCCAUCAAGCUGCGGGGAGCCUCCGAGUACGAGCUGGCCAGAGUGAAGGAGAUCAUCAUGCUGAUGGUGUGUGUGGCCUACCACUCCCAGCUGGAGAUCUCUUUCCUCAUGGACGAGUUCGCCAUGCCGCCCAGCCUGGCGCAGAGCACCUCCUUCCCCUGCCUGCUGGAGGGCGCCUCCGCGGAGGAGGAGGACGGAGAGAAGAGAGGGAAAGAGACAAAUGGAGAGAAAGAGGAGAAAACUGCAGGGAGCGAAGAUUCUGCACUGGGAGGACAAUCUGAGGAGGACGGGCUUCCCUCUGAGUCCAAAAAUGGAGACAUAGACACUCUCCAGGACAAACAGAACCCCGCCUCACCCCCUUUCCAGGAGGAGGACGCCGCUAACAAAGAGACAAUGACGUCCUCGCCAUUCUCCACCUCCCUCGCACCGCCUCUGUCCGUCUCUCCUCCGUUCCUCAUGGAGGAGGACCAGGAGACGAGCUCAGACACCCUCAUCGGGACGUCUGAGGGGGAGACGGGGGAGGAGGGAAGCCUGGUGAAGGAGGAGGACGAUGGGGAAGGUUCAGAGACGACCACGACUCCCAGGCUGUUCCGGGACCCUCUGCAGGACGACACGGGGAUGUUUGUGGCCGAGCAGGUGGCCUCAUCCGAUGACCGUCUCAAGUCCAUCUCUGCUGUCUUCAAGCAGGAGCUGAAGGACAUCAUCCUGUGCAUCUCCCCCUUCAUCACGUUCAAAGAACCGUUUCUCCUCACUCCUCCGGGCAUGCACUGCCCCAGCAGAGAUUACUUCCCCGAGCAGGUCUACUUAUCUCCUCUCCUAAACAAGGACUUCAAGGAGCUGGACGGACGCAGAAAGCGUCAGCUGCUCAAAGACUCUGCCCCGUCCUCUGUAGUUGGAGGACAAACCAACGGCACCCCGCAGCCAAAGCCCAUCGACUUCCUCCCGUCCCACAGUCUCACCAGCACCCGCAUCAUCGAGCAGCUGGGCAGCAGCCAGGAUCUGGCCAAGAUGCUGGCGGACUACAGAGCAAAGGGAGGUCGUAUCCGGCAGAGGGAACCCUCCGCCGACCCCUUCAUAACCUCCACGGCUGCAGGUCCCGUCAGCGCCCAGAGCAAGGCGGCGGACGCACCGGUGAAGGCACCAGUGAAGGCCGACAGCGAAGAGGAGAAGACGAGUAAACUCAAUGAUAUGAGCUGGGCCCCGAAGCUGGACUGUCUGAACCCCGUAAACCACCAGAGACUGUGUGUGCUGUUCAGCAGCUCGUCAGCUCAGUCCAACAACGCGCCCAACCCCUGCGUCAGCCCCUGGAUUGUCACGAUGGAGUUCUACGGCAAGAACGACCUCUCUCUGGGUGUGUUCCUGGAGCGAUACUGUUUUAGGCCGUCCUACCAGUGUCCAAGCAUGUUCUGCGAGACUCCCAUGGUGCACCACAUCCGUCGGUUCGUGCACGGCAGCGGCUGCGUGCAGAUUGUGUUAAAGGAGCUGGACUCUCCUGUGCCCGGAUAUCAGCACACGAUCCUCAACUACUCGUGGUGCCGCAUCUGCAAACAGGUGACUCCAGUGGUGCCGCUGUCCAACGACUCGUGGUCCAUGUCUUUCGCCAAAUACCUGGAGCUUCGCUUCUACGGCCACCAGUACGCCAGGAGGGCCAAUGCGGAGCCCUGCGGACACUCGAUCCACCAGGACUACCACCAGUACUUCUCUUACAACCAGAUGGUGGCGUCCUUCAGAUGA